This is a messenger RNA of Gloeophyllum trabeum ATCC 11539, 1938 nucleotides long. RefSeq lists its product as uncharacterized. The record is from RefSeq and is a predicted model, not a curated record. The coding region runs from base 1 to 1938 and encodes 645 amino acids. Gene Ontology annotation, cellular component: retromer, tubulation complex; endosome. Lineage: Eukaryota; Fungi; Basidiomycota; Agaricomycetes; Gloeophyllales; Gloeophyllaceae. Gene Ontology annotation, molecular function: phosphatidylinositol-3-phosphate binding. Gene Ontology annotation, biological process: retrograde transport, endosome to Golgi; intracellular protein transport. The transcript has 5 exons.
AUGUACGACCCGUUAAACUCAGGCUUUGGAAGCGACGACUCUAUUCCCCCAUGGCCGACCACCCCGCACCCGCCCAACUCGCCCAUACCCAACCUGCGCCGGUCGGUCUCGCCGCACCCGCAGACGCCAACGAAGAGCGUCGACAGGGGACCUGUGAAUGGGCUGUUUGGCAAAGAACCGCAGAUCUAUGGGCAGCCUGAGCCCGGCCUUAUUUCCCCGCAGGCCACGACGGCCUCGAAUGGCGCCAAAUUCGAGAAGGCGGAGCCGUAUCUCAGAGUGCGGAUUACUGGGCUGGAUCGGAACAGGAGGGAUAUAUUGGUCAAGUUCGACGCGCAGACGAACUUGGCGAACUUUGUUGGCACUACCUACAGGAACGUAUCGCGGUCCUACCUCGAGUUCCAGCAGCUCCACGAGUCCCUCCUCAUCAGCUGUCCUCAGACGCUCGUCCCCGCGCUCCCCCUUCCGCAGACCUCUGCUCCGACGGAUGAGGAGGAUGACCGCUUAGUCAAGAUCAUGCUGCAGCGCUGGUUCACCAGGAUAUGCGAGGACCCCAUCCUGAUCAUGGACGAGGAGCUCCGAUCCUUCAUCGAGAGCGACUUUGGCUACCAGCCUACGCCGCGAGUGAAACGCAAGCCAUCCUCUGGAUUCAGCCUCAUCCGACGGGGUGUACCUGACGAGGAUGAAGAAUUACAACGGGCUCGUUUCGAAUUGACGAAGUUGGAGACACAGUUCUUCGAUGCAGCCAAGGCUAUUGACAAGUUGUCUCGCGCAAGGAGAUCGCUCGCAACUGCGCACGCUGAGAUGGGUAACAAACUUGUCAAUGUAGCAACUACGGAAGCGCAUCCUCCUUUAGGGAACGCGUUCCGCAAGGUUGGACGAACUUGGCACAGUUUGGCUGAUUUGGACCACGCUCAGUCCAUCAGUGAAUGCGUCAUUUUGGGAGACUCCUUGGGUUAUCAGGGUAUGAAUGCUCGAUCCGCAAAGGAGACUCUGCAACAGCGGACUGCGGUAUUGGAGGAAUACCAGAGCGCAGUCAAGACCACUAUAUCCAAGAGGAGGCAGAUCGAACGUCUAAAAGCGAGUUCGAACAUCAGACCCGAAAGGGUCGACGAGGCUCUAGAGGAGUUGGAAGAGGCCAACAAGUACGAGCUGAUUCUCGCCAAACGAGCGGAUGGUAUUUCCCAGAACCUCCAUCGUGCAUUGGACAGGCACAAGAAGCUGGUAACGGAGGAUGUCACCGCUGCUCUAAUAGAGCAUGCGCGGUCGUCCCUGAUGUACGAAAAGCAGCUCUUACGUGAGUUGGAGGCACUCAGGCCGGAUGUGAACAACGCCGCCAGCAAAAAUGUGCCUAAACCGAAUGGCGUCCCUAAGCCCAUGAUCGUACCUCCCUUGGAAGACGAUCAUAGACCACCUCUACAGCCUCAGCCUCGGUCGGCUCAGGUGCACUCAUUCCCUCGAAACGAUGCGACAACGGCCCCCAGGCCGUACUCAGCAGCAGCCGGUAAUUCGACCUUCCCGGGUACUGCAACGCCGCCGCUCUCAGGCAGGUCAAGUGUUGUUCAUGGACCGCUACCCCCUCAGUCUCCAGGCGCUGGACCAUCGACGCCUAGUCCUCAGCAGUCUAGUUUCCCGAAUACCCCUGUGCAUUCGGAACCACCCUUGGGCGGCCGAUUUGCGGAUGGAACGAAAUCGAUGUUCGUCAAACCUGUCUCUUCGCCCCUUUCAGCUGCUCCGCCGCUCUCGUCUUCGAGUGUCCGCGGUCCCGCGCCAGCAGCACCAGCGGCAUCACCUGCCCCAGCGGCCCCAUCGCCUUUGCAUUCCACGGGCGAUCCCCUGCUUGGAGUUGCCUCACCUUUGGCUCAGUCUGUGCCGCAAUUACCCACGGCCAAUGGACGCCCUAACGCUCAGUGCGGCUACCGCCUGCUCGACCCAAGUUAG